Molecule: messenger RNA, 548 nt
Organism: Homalodisca vitripennis (glassy-winged sharpshooter)
Lineage: Eukaryota; Metazoa; Arthropoda; Insecta; Hemiptera; Cicadellidae
Exons: 2
Coding region: 6-485 (159 amino acids)
Source: RefSeq, a predicted model, not a curated record
GUGUCAUGGCGUACAAUGCAGCAAAAAAAGGAGUGGACUUUUCAGAUCAGAUGUCCUCUUAUUACACUCCUAUCAGAAAGACUCUCAUUUGGUACAAAAAAGUUGCACUGGAUCUUCUCCUAGGUACUUGUGUAGUGAAUGCACUAGUACUACAUAACAAGUACUCAUUAAACCAAAAAAAUUGUUGUAUGCUCACUUUCAGAGAAAAAAUACUUCGAAAUCUCCUUGAAGGAGAAAAUGUUGGAGCCCUUGUUCAAACACCCCAAGAUGGCAGGCAAGGUACCAAGAAACUAAAACAUGUGCUCUCAAAGCGUGAAGGGACUGCAAGAGAAACCAGAAAACGGUGUGUCAGCUGCUACAGCAAAAUGAAGGAAGAAAGGGGGGCCAAAGCAGCAAGGACGUACGCAAAACGUGUUUCAACUUACUGCAAAGGGUGCGAUGAGACUCCUACAAUGUGCUUAGAGUGUUUUAACUCCAAGCACUAAACUGAACACCAUUUGUAAUAGGAAAGCUAAUGUUUAAUUAAAAUAUCUUGAGUUUCAAAUUUA